Molecule: messenger RNA, 431 nt
Organism: Dentiscutata heterogama
Lineage: Eukaryota; Fungi; Glomeromycota; Glomeromycetes; Diversisporales; Gigasporaceae
Source: the annotation of a GenBank genome assembly
AACAAACUAAGGCAGAUACUUCUGUUAAUACUAAUACUGGUCAUUCGUCGUUAAAACUUGAUCAUGAUACACGUUCUUCACUUGCCGCACGUCAGCUUUCACAAUUAAUAAUUCAUGAAUCUGAUGAAGUAACUGAUGAAUUUGUUGAUGCCGUAGAGAGACAAGAAGAAAAUCACUUCAAUAAUGAUCAUAGUGAACCAUCCCUCAUCAAAGAGCUUACUUCUCACUCGAAACGAUCAAAUUCUUCACGUUCAUUACCAACUCUUUUAGAAUCUGUUCCAGAAGAACCAAUUAUACGUUGGGGUGAUAAUGAAUAUUCUAGUAAUGCUUCAUCGCUUGCUCUUUCGGCACUGUCUUCACAAACUGCACCAGCGUAUCAUAUCAGUCUUCUUCGGCAUAAACAUUCAAAUUUAUUUGCUCAACAAGUUAAU